AUGACAUCUGAAGCGAAUUGGGAGAAAGUUGCUGCGGGGAAGCGCGCAGCUCUCGCGGAAUCCAUUCCGACCGAUUAUCGCAUACCGCAGGACAAGAUACCACCAGAGUCACAACUCAACGUGACAACAUGGCCCAAGGAGUCUGGAUGGUUUACAGCAAACGAGCUUGAGAUUACUGAGAGUACCGCAUCGCAUAUCCUAAAGAAGAUCGCGUCGAAAGCAUGGAGUGCCGAGGACGUCACGGUCGCGUUCUGCAAACGCGCUGCAGCAGCUCAUCAACUGACCAAUUGUCUUAGCGAUGCCUUCUUUGAUGAAGCAGUGCAGCAAGCCAAAUCCCUCGACAAUCAUCUCCAACGAACUGGCAAGACUGUAGGACCGCUCCAUGGUCUGCCAAUCUCGCUCAAAGACAACUUCAAUGUAAAGGGAAAAGACAGUACUGUAGGCUUUACUUCGUUGGUGAACCAGCCGGCGGAAUACAAUGCUACGUUGGUGGAAAUACUCGAGCGACUAGGCGCAGUCCGCUAUUGCAAAACCAAUGUGCCGACGGCCAUGAUGAUCGCAGAAUCUGUUAAUAACACAUUCGGACGUACCGUCAAUCCGCUGAAUCGCAAAGUCACCUCUGGUGGUUCUUCAGGUGGGGAAUCAGCCCUCAUCGCGUUUGGAGGAAGUCCUUUAGGCGUCGGAACCGACAUAGGUGGCAGCUUGCGUAUCCCAGCAGCAUGUACUGGCAUCUUCACUCUUCGCCCGUCCUUCGGUCGUUUCACCACACAACGAUGUAGAUCUGGCCUCGCUGGUCAGGAAGCAGUACAAAGCGUCAACGGACCCAUGGGAAAAACACUUGAGGAUAUAAAAUUGUACUCAAAGGCUAUUGUCGACGCGCAGCCGUGGAAAUUAGACCCAAAGAUGCUGCCUAUCCCGUGGCGGUCAGUGGAUGCUCCGACGAAGCUCAAGAUAGCAGUGCUUUGGAACGAUGGCAUAUGCUUGCCCACACCUCCUGUAACACGCGCUCUGAAGGAAACGGCAGAGAAGCUGAAGAAGGCUGGACAUGAAGUUCUGGAUUGGGAUCCAAAACUACACGGGACUGCGCUGACACUUCUGGGACGAAUGUUCGUCGCCGAUGGAGGUAAGAGUGUCGAAGCAUUGCUCGGAAUAACAGGCGAGCCGUAUCGACCCGAGAUGGUUCAGUACAAAGAUGCCAAGGAACUGGGCGUGUACGACAUGUGGAAACUGCAUUCAGAGAGAUCUGAGCUACAACGGCAAUACUUGGAACAGUGGAUGGCCAUUGAAGGGCUAGACGCCAUCCUCGCACCCACAACUCCGUACUCGAGCGUAGCGCAUGGUGACUUCAAGUAUGUCGGGUAUACUGGUGUAUAUAAUGUGGUUGACUACGCUGCCGUAUCUUUCCCAUGUGGGGUCUCAGUCGACAAAGCAAUCGACAACCACGCGAGCGACUACAAGCCUCAGAGCGACUUCUGCCAGGAUGCAUACGACAGCUAUCAACCUGAGCUACUUCAUGGCCUGCCAGUUAGUCUCCAACUUGUUGCGCAACGGCUGGAAGAGGAAAAGGUUCUUGCUAUGACCGAGACGGUACUUCAGGCGAUACGGUCUUAG
Alternaria atra is the source of this 1611-nucleotide messenger RNA. RefSeq lists its product as uncharacterized. The transcript is spliced from 8 exons. The coding region runs from base 1 to 1611 and encodes 536 amino acids. The record is from RefSeq and is a predicted model, not a curated record. NCBI's taxonomy places the organism in Eukaryota, Fungi, Ascomycota, Dothideomycetes, Pleosporales, Pleosporaceae.